Molecule: messenger RNA, 1113 nt
Organism: Penicillium soppii
Lineage: Eukaryota; Fungi; Ascomycota; Eurotiomycetes; Eurotiales; Aspergillaceae
Exons: 1
Coding region: 1-1113 (370 amino acids)
Source: RefSeq, a predicted model, not a curated record
AUGCAUUUUUCCACUGCCGCUCUUCUCGCCCUUUCGUCCGUUACUUUGACCUACGCGGCGCCUUUCGCCAACCUGGAGAGUGAAGACCUUGUUCGCCGCAAGGCAAUCUACUCGGUGGUCAAUGUCGACGGAGAAUCUUCCAGCUCUGUUGCGCCUGAAAUUGACACUGUCUUCGAGACAUCAACAGUGACUGCUCCCGGUGCUAACCCAGUUCCUGUCACCGUCACAGUAACUGCUACUCCUUCGAGUAUCCCUUACUCCUCGACUGCCGUGGUUAGCUCAACCCCAUGCUUGGAGACACCAUCGGCUCGCAAUGAUAUCCCUCUUCCAUCAAUUGCCCUCCCAACCGCUGGUUCUUUAUUCCGCCGGGGUCUGAGAGCCGCCGGCCAGCCUAUUAUUUUUGCUCGCGACUACUCUAGCUCUUCUUCCGCCUCAGUCUAUGCCCGCGACUAUCCUACUCCAGCUGACUCUGCUCUUUGGGUGCGCGACCAUCCCACCUCCUCUGCAUCUGCUUCUACAUCUGCUUCUGCAUCUCUCAACGCUCGUGGUUACUACCCCUCUGCUUUCGGCACUGCCUCUCCAUCUCCCAGCGCAUCUGUCUGGGCCAGCUCCCUCGUUGCACGCGACUGGUAUCCUUCUGCUACUGUCUCCCCAUCCUCGAGCCUGAGUGUCUCCGCCUCGAGUAUCUCGCUUGCUCCUCGUGACUGGUACUCUGCCGCUCCCAGCUCUUCUUCUGUUGCCCCCUUUUCUGCUUCUGCCUCUGCAAGCUCGCUCGUGGCCCGUGGCUUGUAUUCUUCCGCCUCCGCCUCCCCCUCCUCUGUGAGCUUGGGUGCCUCCGCUUCUUCCACUCCUCUUGUGGCCCGUGACUGGUACUCUCCUGCACCUAGCUCUUCUUCUGUUGCUACUUCUUCUGCUUCUGCUUCUGCCUCUACGACCUCACUUGUGGCCCGUGGCUUGAGUUGGUACUCUUCCGUCCCUGGAACUUCUUCCAUUGCUACUCCUUCUGCCUCCCCUACCUUACUGGCCCGUAGCCACAGCAGUUGGGGCUCUUCCAGCGCCUCUUCUCCUGUCUCCAGCACAUUUGCUAUUUCGGCGACUCCAGCGGCCUACUAA